Marmota monax (woodchuck) is the source of this 11825-nucleotide messenger RNA. Its product is annotated as zinc finger protein 345. Gene Ontology annotation, biological process: regulation of DNA-templated transcription. The record is from RefSeq and is a predicted model, not a curated record. The coding region runs from base 8833 to 11148 and encodes 771 amino acids. Gene Ontology annotation, molecular function: RNA polymerase II cis-regulatory region sequence-specific DNA binding; DNA-binding transcription factor activity, RNA polymerase II-specific. The transcript has 2 exons. Lineage: Eukaryota; Metazoa; Chordata; Mammalia; Rodentia; Sciuridae.
CUGAUUACCUUUCUACUGCGACUAUUAUACUUGCUUCAUUUCCCCCUCUAGUUUUUCUACUCCUAUGGAAAAGGAAAAGGGCUUUGACCACUCUUUUUGCUUAGAGAUGAGAGGGGACAAUGUAGGGUAGCGCAAGCAGUUUGGAGUCCCCUUUUAGAAACUGGGUUGGUCCAUGGGUCCAUGGCAAAAGUUUGUUUCAGGAAGAACAUGUUGUAUGGUCAUCUAAGGGUGGGUGCUUCUAUGAGAGAGAAACAAAAAGACUUGAGUACUGAAAUGAGAUUGAUACAAAACUUUCUGCUUUACCUUUGUUACUUGGGGCUAGAUAAUCAACUAGCAUUGAUGAAGCCUACCUGUGUAGGAGGUUAGGAAGAUCUGUAGACCUUAAAAGGACUAAAAACUUUGACUUUGGCAGUUUCUCUUGAGAGUUAUCAGGCAUUCCUGCCUAAGAAUCUCUCUUUUGUCACUUCCAGUCUUAUUGGUUUUGCGGUGGGGGGGGGCUAACACAAGUGUACAUCUUAAGUUACAUUAAAAUAACUUUUUUUUUUAAUGUCCAGAAUUGGCUGUUUUGGUUUUAACUAUUUUUGCUCGAUAUUUAAGAUCAAGUUGGCCCAAAUGACCUUGUUCCUAUCUACUGUUGAGAGUCAGCCUAUUUCCCUUGGGGAUCACUAUCAGGAAACUGAUGAGUAGCCUUUUAGCUCCACUAGUGCCAUCCACCAGGAUUAGUCAAGAUCUUCCUGACCAUGUGGCUUCCCUUGGAAGCAUAAUUAAUGUCUCCCAUUUCAAGUGGGCCUCCUCUUUUGCUAUAUAUGAACUGAUUGGCUUUCUUUUUCUAGAAUCCCAGUAAUCCCUCUUGUUGGAGGGGUCAUGUGACAUAGAGUUGCCAUGCUCUAACAGAAGUUCCCUUUUCCCUGGGAUCAAGCUGACUCAGAGGGCAAGAGUCAAAUAUUAGUUUUCUUGAUCAUUUUAUUUUAACCUUGAUUUUUAACCCUUAAUUGUAAACAUCUAGCAAGAUAGCCUUACCAGUCUUAAAGUAAAUGUAGUGAGCUUUAACAAUAAUUUUUAUAACUUUACAGUAAUUUUUACCCCUUUUAUUUAAUUGUGGUCUGUAUGGUCUGUAUUAGUACUGGAAUUUCAUAUUAUAUACUAUCUGUCUAUAAAUAAUGGCUUAAUAUCUGAAAUUAACUUAGGUUACUAUAUUGAAAGUUGUACUUUUGUAAGGCAUUAACACAUAUCAGUUAAAGUUUAUAAGAAAAGCUCAAAGUGAAAUUAAUGAGAAUAAAAACAUACUUAGUUUGUACAUAAUUUUAAACAUUGACUGAGUUAUACAAUUAUAUUCUGUGCUUGAGAUCACAGUAAUUGACAAUAAAAUCAAUCUUUGGAAUAUAACUUUAAGUGAGUGAAGUCUGCCCAAUUUGAAGGCCAUGUAGUAAGGUGGGAGGCACAGGUAGUAAGGUGGAGCUCUUCACAAGUCCUAGCUAAAAUGUUCUAGUUUUGAAGUUGAUCUUUGCCUUUUUUAAAAAUUAUUAUUUUAUAAAGUUUACAUAUAUUGUUUCCUGGGUCUAUAUGAAUGGUAGCUAACACAAUAUGCCAUUGAAUCUAAAACAUGAAUCAAAGAAAGGCUAGGAGAGCUUUUAACUUUAUUUUUGUGGAAAAGUGGCAAAAUGUUUUUAUGUUUUACAUUAUUAACAUUUAAACAGAUCAGCCUUUCAUUAUCUUUUAGAAAUACAUUUAUAUUUUCACCCCAGUGUAAAAAAUAACAUAAGGUUUAGGUUCAGUUACAGAACAUUAAAUGAUAUAAAUAAAUCCCCCAUAAUUUUUUUAUCAUAUAAGUCUAAAAUUACUAGUUCAGACAACUUUAGUUUGGGGAACACCAGCUUGAUAAAAUAUUCUUUUAAACCUUCUACCUUAAAGACUUGUAUAUUUUGAAGAUAUGAACACAUUUAAUAUCCAAAGAAGAGUAAUUGUACCACAAUUACAUUGAUAGUUUUAUAUUAACCAGUUUAGAUUCUGUAAUGUAGUGCAGUACUCUAAAAUAAUAGUUGCUGUUUAGCCAGAGUUGUACAAACCCUAAUUUUUUAAGACUAGUUUUUCUAGAGAAUUAAACUUAACAGACACAACCUUAAGAAUAGUGUUACCUUAGAUUAGAUAAAGGGAAGUGAUGGGAGGGAAAGGGAAGGGAUGUGGGGAUAGGAAAGAUAGUAGAAUGAAACAGACAUUAUUACUUUAUGUAUAGGUGACUGCAUGACCUAUAUGAUUCUGCAACAUGUACACUCAGAAAAAUGAGAAAUUAUGUCCCAUCUAUGUAUGACAUAUGAAAGUGCACAAAUGUGUUCUCCUUUCAUGUAUAACUAAUUGAAACAAAUUAAAAAAUUUUAAAAAAGAGUAAAUUAAUGUUUUAAAAAAUCCUUGUCAUUUUACAUAUAUUAAACUUUGGUUUUUGUUAGUACAUUAAUAUUUGACUUUAGAAAUAAAGCUUGAAUAGGUUUAACUGAUUGUGUUAGUUACAUAUAAACAACUUAGUUCACACAAACCCUUUAAAAUUUACCCUUCACUUACAUAUAUCUUUUAUAAUUGAAUUCGACCCCCUUGUUGUUUAUGUAAAUGUAUUUCAACUUUAGCACAUAAAGACUUUCUUACCUAGAAACAAUUUCUUUUUUUACUAAGUACUUUUUAUACCUAGAAGCUUUUAACUUUUUAUCUGUUUGUUUACCUAUUUAUAAAAACAUAAACAAUAAUCAAAUAUAUCACCCAUAAAAUUUAAAAAAUUAAGAGUAUUUGGUACUAUAUAUAAUGUUAGCACUUUAUCUUUGUAAAUUAAUCAUAUGUCUCUAACAAACACAUGUAUGAUUAAUCACAGAUAUGUCAAAUCUAGUUUACUUAUUUUUAAAAAUCAAGAUAUCAGAUAAAUGUAUUGAACAGCAUUAGCCAUUUCUUCCUUGAUGAAGAAAAAUUCUAGAAAAUAAUAGAUGAUAGACAUUUUAUAGACAUCACCAUUUUAUCAGUCAUUUGACCACCUUAAAACAAAAACUGUGAGUCAGUAACCUUUAAAGACAUCUUUACUUUUAUUUGUUUAUACCUGUUGGGACUUUAAGUAACAUUGUUUUUAGUGAAGACAAAAAUCGUUUUUAAACUUUUUUUUUUAACCAAACAAAAGUAGACAUGACAAUCAUUAGUGUACACACAUACACAAAACAAAGAUCAAUUGCCAUGCAGCAUUUUUAAACCUAUUAGAUUGAGAGCUAACUCUUGUAAAUUAAUCACUGAGCAAAGUAGAGUGUAACAACAACAACAAAAACACUCUAUAAUUAGAUAAAAUAGGUCUAAUGAGGGAAACAUAUUAACAUAGGCACACUGGACCCAAAUCAGAAACUCAAAGAAUUAGAGUUAAAAUAGAAUUUAAAAAGCCUUCCUAGCCUCUGUCCUGAUGUGGUCCUACUUAUCUGAGGUGAAAAGAAUUUGAGAAGAGAAAUUAGGGUUUGUGGGCACUCAGAGAGAGGAGAAUGUCUAUUUUCUUAAUUGUAAGUGAAUAUAGACAAAGGCCUUGUCCCAUGGAUUCCUGAAGGAAUUUCCCAAAAAGGUAUCAAGGGAUCCUGCUUUCAUGGUCUCCUUGGGAGAGCUCCUUUAGGUUGGGUCCUGUUCUAAACUCGUUUUUCUUGUCUCUUGGAUAUCAGCCACCAAAAUUUUAGCCUAGCAUUCUGCAGCUUUAUAAGCUGGACUAUCACAGUGAAAAACCUAUUGGGGCCAAUCCCCCCCCCCAAAAAAAAAAAAAAAAAACACAAAACAAAACAAAACAAAAAAUGCCGAAUGCUUUCUCUGAUUUAAGGAUGCUGUGCUGAUUCAUAAUGUGCUGGGGAUGGGGCAUGGAAGGAUUAGAUGAACUCUAGAUAGGGCAAAGGGGAAAAGGGGAGGGAUGGAAAGGAAGUGGGUAUUGUUAUGGGGAGCUGCCUCAGAAAACACUCUAAGUCCCAAUUAAAACAAAAGAGAGCUUUAGGUACGUGGCCAGGGACUGUCUUUUACCAUACCUCCUCUCCUCAACUUCCCUGGCCUCAGUUGACAAGGACUUGGAGGUUGGACCUGGCUCUGAAGCCAACAAGUGGCUCCUAUCUAUCUCCACAUGGUCAUGAGCCCUGUGCUUGUGGUGUGGCUGCAGUGAAGCCUGGGGAGCCCAGGGCCUUUGGCCUUUUUAACCAGAACUUAGCUGAUGCUUUUGUCCAGAGCCUGUGAGGCUGGAGAUUUCUCUCUACUCUGGCCAUCUGCUUUUCUCCACAGCUGUUUUUCUUUCUGCCAUUGUUUAUCUUGUCCAUGUUCCUGUAAAUUUAGGCUGAUGGGAUAUUUUCAUAGGAAUAAUAGCUCUUCCCCUUUGCUGAGUGUACCCUGAGCAAGUGGAAUGUCCUGUAAACCUGAAAAGGAGACCAUCCCUGUCUCAAGUCAUAAUACAGAAGUUUCAACAGCCACUGCUAUGUUCUUUUAUGUCUCUUUCCCCAGGUUGGGCAAAGGAGGUUGAAGGCAGGGCACAGUCCGAGUCAUCUUCACUUACUUCUCUAAACCCCAGCAGCUUUUCUGGAAAUUAUCUUCUGACAUAAGGCUGGUUUUUCUGACCCACAGUGGGAUGUUCUGCAGAUGCCUGGAACUGGGCUAAGAAACAGUGCUGGGCAAACUUUAGUUUUCUGGUGUCUUGCUAUUCUUGCACACAGGAGGGUUAUACCAUGAACUUAGUCUUAGGCCAGUCGGACUCCUUAUGUAACUGCAUGGAUACCUGCCUAUGUAGAAUUUCUUCCAUUUACCUAUCUCUGACAGACUAAUUCCAGUAGCAAAAUUAUAUAACAAUUCAGAAAGUCAUUCAGUGGCCUGAUACAGUAAAACAUCAGCUUUUCCUUAGGCAGAAUUAUAUCUAUUUGUGGCCCACUCAGCCAGGAUUGUUUCCAAGAGUCUACAGGUGGGAUCAAUGCACUAUUGUCUAUGUGUUAAAGGGCCAGUGACAUUCAGUUCAAAAAAAAAGAGACAACCAGAGUGGAUCCCCCAACCAGGGGCAACAGAAGGAACCCCUUAAAAAAGACUAGCUGGGGAAACAUCUCUUAGGUCCCCAGCUGCUAUUUUACCAGAACUCUGACACCAAUUGUGCCAUAGAUGUCCACAGAUAGAGGGACCAGAUGUUCCCCUGUAGGGGACCUGAUGUGUAGACUCCAGGGUCUCAGUGUGCACACAGGAGGAGCUUGCCAGAUGUCCACGUUGGCAUGAUUUCAUUGCAUUCAUUUUCCUUUUCCCAGAGUAGACCCAUGUUAGAAAAACCCACACUAUUCAUGAAGAGAAGACAAGAGGUCCUUGAAGCCAAGUAUCCUUGGCAGCUCCUGGAAAGACCCAUCAGACCUUUCCUUUACUUACAAUUACCCUUCAUCCAGGACAACCUGAGACAAAUGCACUAAUUUGUCUAAUUCUCCAGACUCAGCUGUCAAUGGAUUAAUCAGCACCUUGCAUCCUCAGUGUGGAAGUGGGGUUGCUCUGAGUGCCAGGCCUGCCUGAGAAGGCUGGAGGGGCACUCUCAGUUCUCUUCAUGGUGACUAAAUCUGAUAGCAAAAUCUUGGUCCUUAUCCCUAGUCCUGAUCCAAUAAUGAGAACAAGGUUUUGAGAAAAAUAAAAAGAAAGUUUUAUUGCUUUGCUACCAAAAGAAAAAUAGAGGGGACUCCUGUCUCAGAAGCUGUGAUUCCAAUGGCUAGUGAAUAGAGGUUUCAAAGUAGUGACUCAAAGUCUACCCACAGGCUGUGUGCUGUCAGGAGUCAUAAUUCCCUUUUAGCCUUGAGAGAGAUAUUUUUUAGAACUUCCAGUGCCAGCUGUAAAGUCUGUAUUUCUUGGUUCCUGUGGAGCAUGAGCUGAAGGACAUAUAACCUGGCUUAAGUUCUGACGUAACACACAAAGUAGGUUAACCUAAUUUUCCCCAGGGUUAGAGAAACAUAAAGGGAAAACAGAAAGAAAAAACCAAGUCAGUUUUAAAAUAAGUCUCAGUGGAAGAGAGCAAGGGUUAUGUUCAAAGCAUGAAGAGGACCCUGACACAUUCCUUGGGAGAAGCAAAUGGAACACCUGGCAGGUGGGAGUGGGUGGGGUUGAUGAAGAAUAGAAAGUUUAGAUCAAGCUGGGCAAUGUAGUGGAUGCCAGUAGUCCCAGGGACACAGACAUGUAGGACAGAAGCUCACAAGUUCAAGGUCAGCCUGGAGAACUUAGUGAAACCAUGAAAGGUCAAAACAAUAGAAAGAGUUGGGGAUAUAGCUAAGUUUUAAAGUGCCCUUUAGUUUAAUUCCCAGUAAUACCACCAACAAAAGAAAAUUCAGAUAUAAGAUCAAAGAAUGCUUUACCAUGAAGCCAGCAUGUACUUAGAAGGGGACAGAAAAAGAGUGUGUGUUGGCUGGGGCUGAGGUCAGUCAGUCUCAAUGGGGCUAGAGGCAGGAGGGAAAUUAAAGCCAAUAUUAAGUUAACAAAUAUUUUGUUCUGUCCACUAAGAGCAAACUGUUCAAUUAUUUGUUUGUGACUGUUUGGAUGGUUAUAGUUAACAUAGAGGUAAUCAUCAAAGUUAUAAUCAGCAGGGAGACUUUUUAUAUUUUUAUUUUUUCUGAGUACUAGGGAUUGAAUCCAGGGGCACUUAUCACUGAACCACAUCCUCAGCCCCUUUCUACAUUUAUCUUAAACAGGGUUUCACCAAACUUUUUAGAGCCUCUCUAAGUUGUUGAACCUGGAUUGGAAUUCUUGAUCUUCCUGCCUCAGCUUCCUGUUUUCUGUUGCAGAAAACAGACAUUAAAAAUGUCUGUUUUGUAAUUGUAAUCCCCUGCUGGGGUUACAACUGUGCACCACCAUGCCCUAAUCAGGAAGGGUGAAUCUCUAAUAUGAUGCUGUAGAAGAAUAGCAAGGAUGGGUCAAUGAAUUCAGUUGGUCAUUUUUUAGGAUUUAAUACCUGCUGCAUAUUCUGCCACAUUCCAUGUUCUGUGUGUCUUUUCUGACCUAAUUUUCCCCAUGGUUAGAGAAACAUAAAGGGAAAACAGAAAGAAAAACCAAGUCAGUUUAUUUAGUCAUUGCUCAUAAUCAUUUUUUCCUUUUUUUAUUAUUAUUAGUUGUUCAAAACAUUACAAAGCUCUUGACAUAUCAUAUUUCAUACAUUUGAUUCAAGUGGAUUAUGAACUCCCAUUUUUACCCCGUAUACAGAUUGCAGAAUCACAUCGAUUACACAUCCACGUUUUUUGCUCAUAAUCUUACCAUGUAUUUCUUAGAAUCGUUUUUUAUAUUUUUGCUUGAUUGUACUACUUUUGAGUUUUGUAUAACCUACUUUUCCCACUGCUAUCCCAUUAGGAUUAUGUUAAGACUUUCUUUCUUUUUAUUUUUAACCAUUUCUUUGUAGGGUUUCUUUAGUUUUAGUUUUCUGGUGUCUUGCUAAUCUUGCACACUUGAAUUUUCUUCUCAAACUACUAUGGAACAUGCAGACUAUUACUUCUCCACUGUUCCAGUAUUAUGUUUAACAUGUUUAAAUCCACUUUGCUUCACUUUCUUAUCAAAACAGUCAACUUGAACUCUGUUUAAAACAUAUGGUGCACAUGUCCCCCCUUUAUCAGGAGUCCUCUGUUCUUUCACUUUCAUCAAAGCCAGGCCAGGCAUACGUGACCUGUGAGAUUCAAAAGGUUUUCUUUUUGAUAAAUGGACAUUGGAUUGUCUUGGUAUCUUAGAUUCCCAUUGGGGAUGUUUCUGGGUCAUUAGAUUUGCUGAAUAAGUGAACCCUGCUUUAUUUACAUUCCAUCUGGAUGCUCCACUAUCUAUAAAUACAGAAAACUUAAUAAAAUGCACAUUCAUUGCCCCUAAGAACAAAGUAAGUCCUAAAAGAACAGAAUGAUUAGAAGAGACUCAAUCUCUACAAUGCCAUGGAAAGUCUGCUGAAAUACUUAUUAUGUCAUUUAGUUUUGAUUUGGCUACAGAUAUCACAGCAAUGUUGAUGUGUCCUUUUAUGUUGAUUGACACUUUGUAUCAAUCUGUUCUAUUUUUUCUACAACUCUUUUAACCUUAUUUGCUUGGUGUGAAUGCUGUCUGCCACAUUUUCCCUAUAAAGUAAUUUUUUUCUUUGUCUUUGGAUAUUUUGGUAGGAUUUUUUAAAUAAUCUAUAUAAACAUUCAUGUUUGAUCAAGAAACUCUUCUUUCUUAGUAUUUUUUAUUUUUUAAUUUUUUUUUUGUAGAUGGACUUUAUUUAUUUAUUUAUUUAUUUAAUGUGGUGCUGAGAAUUGAAACCAUUUCCUCACACAUGCUAGGCAAGCACUCUACUACUGAGCCCCAGCCCCAGCCCCUUAAUAAUUUUUAUUUUUGUGGCUUGCUUUGGGGAAUUUCGCCUCUGCCUGCCUUUUAUUUAAUGCAGACAGUGGCUCUCUAGAAAUAGACCACAGUCCUGUAGGCAUUCAUUUUAUUCUACCUGCAGCUCACAGACAUUAACCUCAUUUUAGUAAGCCUCUGGUUCAUGGAUGUGCACUUAAAAUUUUAGAAUCACCCUACUUUUCCACCAUAAUUUUCUUCUCUGAGAAAUAGAUAAUUUAUCUUAUGAUAUAUAAAAUCACAAUUAAAAUGUAUAUAUUCUCUGUUGCUACCUCAAUUUUACAAUUUAUUUUAUAAAAUUGGAGUAUAAAACUUUUUUGUGUACUUGUGACACUCUCCUCAGAGUUUGAUGACAGAAUAUCACUGUUACAAAGUAUUUUCUUGAAUAAUAAAUCAUUUCCAUUAUUUGGUGUGUCCCUCAGAAAUCACUGGUUAAGAGUCAGUUCUCCUAAUGCUCAUUUCAUCUUCAGCAAAUGUACAAGCUCUGUGAAUUAUCAAAUGGUCAAUGUACUAUUAAUUUACCUAUUCUUGUUUCAGGAACUGUUGACAUUCAGGGAUGUGGCCAUUGAUUUGUCUGAAGAGGAAUGGGAAUACCUGGAGCCUGCUCAGAGGAAUUUAUACAGAGAUGUGAUGUUAGAGAACUACAGAAACUUGGUCUUCUUGGCCAUGACCUCUCAUCAUACUCAGAAAAUUUUACCAGAACCCAGCAGACAGCAUUUAUUUAUAAAAGUGAUAAAGAGAAGAUAUGAAUAUUGCAAACUUGACCAUUUACAACAAAAGAAAAUACAGAACAGUGUAGGUAACAGUGAAGGUCAGAAAUCAUAUUAUAAAGGACAAGACCAAUUAGAAGUGACUAUUCUUAAUAAAAAUGUCCUUAAUACCAUCAACGGUCCUCAAGAAGAUUUAAUAGCUCACAAAAGUAUUCAAUUUAUAACUGAAGGACAAGUUUCUGAAAGUGCUGAUUUUGAAAAUGUUUUUACAAUCUCUCCAUCAUUCUGCAAUGAACAAAAGAUUUCUUCUUCUGCCCAAACAUACACUUUUAAUGAUUGUGGAAAGGCCCCUAUGUACUCCAUACUACUUAAUCAAAAUUCAGAUAUAGGUUUCUGGAAAGCAUGUAAUACAUGUGAUGAAACAAGCAACACCUUCAGCCAGGUCUCUAUGCUAAGCAAUUACCAGUGCCCUUACAUUGGAGAGAAAAAGCAUGAAUGUAGCAAAACUCAUAACAACUUUAGCUUUGGUUGCAAUAAAAGAGAACAUCAGUGUGGUCAUUGUGCACAGAACAUUUACAAAAAUGAGAAAUGGGAGAAUAUCUUUUCUCAAUGCCCAAAUCACCAUCCAAGUACUCAGUGCCAAGAGAUGCCUUGCUAUUGUGAGGAAUAUGAGAGACCUUCUUAUCUAACUACAAGUCUUUCUCAGUAUAGUGGAGCUCAACCUGGAAGGGAGCCUUACAAAUUUAAGAAAUGUGGUCAAGCAGGGAAUUCCACACCACUUUUCAAACACCACAGGUACCAUAACAGUGAACAACACUUCAAAUUUAAAGAAUGUGGCAAAACUUAUAAUCAAGAACAACCCUCUUUUAAGCACCACAGAAUUCAUAGUGGACAGAAAUCCUACAAAUGUGAAGAAUGUGGCAAAUCCUUUAAUAUUUGCUCAACAAUUUCUAAAAACCUGAGAUGGCAUAGCAGUGAAGAAGCAUACAAAUGUAAGGAAUGUGAAAAAAAACUUAAGAAUUUUUCAACCCUUCCUCAAUGCCAAAGUAUUCCUAUGGGAGAGAAGCCCCACAUAUGUGAAGAAUGUGGGAAAAGUUUUACUAAAAGAGGACAACUUACUCAACACCAGAGAAUACAUAUCACAGAGAAGCCCUACAAAUGUGAAGAAUGUGGGAAAGGAUUUACUCGAAGAGCACAACUUACCCUACAUCACAGUAUUCAUACUGGAGAGAAGCCCUACAAAUGUAAGGAAUGUAGCAAGGCUUUUAGGUGUAGUUCGUAUCUUACUCAACAUCAGAGAAUUCAUACUAGAGAGAAGCCCUAUAGAUGUAAAAAAUGUGGGAAAGAAUAUAGACAAACUGCAGGUCUUUCUCAGCACCAGAGUACUCAUACUGCAGAGAAACCCUAUAAAUGUAAAGAAUGUGGGAAAGGAUUUACUCGAAGAACACACCUUACUCUACACCACAGUAUUCAUACUGAAGAGAAACCCUACAAAUGUAAGGAAUGUAGCAAAGCUUUUAAUCGAAGAUCAAACCUUACACAACACCAGAGAAUUCAUACUGGAGAGAAGCCCUACAAAUGUAAAGAAUGUGGGAAAGAAUAUACUCAAAGAGCAGGUCUUACUCUACACCAGAGUACUCAUACUGUAGAGAAGCCCUACAAAUGUGAAGAAUGUGGAAAAGGAUUUGCUCAAAGAGUACACCUCACUCUACACCACAGUAUUCAUACUGGAGAGAAGCCCUACAAAUGUAAGGAAUGUGGCAAAGCUUUUAGGUGUAAUUCAUUUCUUACUCGACAUCAGAGAAUUCAUACUGGAGAGAAGCCCUACAAGUGUAAAGAAUGUGGGAAAGAAUAUACUCAAAGAGCAGGCCUUGCUCAUCACCAGAGUAUUCAUACUGGAGAGAAGCCCUACAAAUGUGAAAAAUGUGGCAAACGAUACACUCAAAGAGUAGGGCUUACUCAGCACCAGAGAUUUCAUACAGGAGAGAAGCCCUACAAAUGUAAUAAGUGUGUUAAAGCUUUUAGGUAUAAAUCAAGCCUUACCCAGCACCAGAGAAUUCAUAAUGCAGAGAUUCAAGUUGAAGAAUGUCGGAAAGGUCUUUAGUAUGGUUUACUCAUCACCAGCCAAUAAUAAUGAGGAGAGGUAGUACAAAUGUAAAAACUGUUGCAGACCUUUUAGCAAUGGCUCAAACAUUGCUUAUCACUGGAGAAUUCAUGUGCAAAGAAUCCAGAACAGUGUAAAUACUGUGCCCAAGCCUUUACACAAAUUUCAAGUUUUCCUUAACAUUAGAAACCUGAUACCUAUACGGAAUUGGGAAAGAUAUUUGCCUGAAAUAUAUGCCUUAAAAAACAGCAAAAUAUCUACAAUAAAGAAAACAUCUUUAGAAAUAUAAGAAAUAUAGCAAAGCCCUUAUCUGUACUUUGUAUCUUGAUAUAUGUGAGAGGGAAAUGAGAAAAUUCUUUUAACUUUUCUUUAAAAUUUGUUAAAAAUCCCUAGGUGAGGUGGGAGAAAUAAAGAAAUUAUCACAAGUACUAUAAAAUAGUGCAGAAAACUUGACUCUGGAAGGAUGUAAAUUUAUUAUAAAUCAAAGACUUCUCAACAUUUUCACUUUUGAAAACUGAAGAAAACAAUUUAACUUAGAUUUUUUUUAGAAGAAGAAGACUUGUUCCUAAGAGUUGUUAGUCUAUAAUUUCAAGACUUUACAGUGGAUUAUAAAAUAGUUUAUUCACAUUGUGUAUAAAUUUUCCCACUAAAUAAAAGUAAAAAUUUUUAAUGUUUAA